AUGAGUCCUGCUCGCAACGUCAGCGAACUCGGCCUAGGCCUACCUGCCUCACUCCUAGACCCAGAGAAUGACCUGACGUCCGGCCCGCUCUCGUCAAUCAGCGAACGCACUGAGCAAGAUGAUACUGUGAUGGCCGCCACGACGUCGCACGACCUCGCAAGCAGCACAGGCGCCCGCCUCCGAGCCAAUGCGUCGCCUGUACUUGACUCGAACGGCUUCGAUGAGCCAAAUUCUGAUGAGUGCCCUGUCGACGUUUCUCGUGCGACUGACAGCGACCGAGGUGCUGCCAAGGAGGGCCGUCAGGCUUCUGUUACAUUCAAGCUGCCUGCCAGAGUGACUCGCUACGAUCGUACAACAGGACCAGAUAUCGGAGUCGAAUUGGUCGAGCGUACCAUGUCUGGCUCGUCUGCUUUCUCACAGGAGGCGCAAACGCCAAAGAAGAGAGCUCGGCAUGCACGCUGGAAAGCCGCUUUCGGCAGAGCUCAACAGCCAAAGAAGGUCCGGUUCGGCACUGUCGUCGUCAUCAGCAUCAUCGCGCUCGGCCUUGCGCUCAUGCUUAUCUCUGUCACUGCCGAUCUCAUCUCGCACCCGGAUAAGGCAGCCAGAUCGGCAAACGCUCACAACGCAUGGAAAAGAUCGCUUCGUCGUCGUGCUCAUCGCUCCUCUUUUCAUACUCAAUUCAGCGAUCGUAUCGCUACGAGCGCGUCCAGGCUUAAGCGUCGCGACGUGCAUGACGAACAGGUGCCACCUGACGCACUUGAUGAUGGCUCGCGUGACGGUGCAAUCGAAGCAGCUGCCCAAAGCAAGGCCGUCCUUGAAGACAGCCCCCAUGACCGCGGCAAGUCGCUACACCAUCACAAGCAUCAUCACAAGCAUCACGUUCACGCGUCGCACCACACGCAUAAAUCAAACGCUGAUGCAAUCGACGAGAGCGAUGAUCCCACAAGCGAGCAAAUCAAUGGCGAAAGCUUGAUCGAUCCCUACGAUCGUCGAGCGCUGCAAGAACAGAUCCUCGCAACUGCUAGCAAUGCCUCUUUUCCCGAAGACAUCGCCACGACGUCUCCCUGGACAAUGACGGACAGCUCUUACGCAGAAGAGGGCGACGAGCCAACGAACUUCACGACCGAAGCCUUCAAUGUCUCGCUCAGUGGUGACGGCAGGGUCCGUGCAGCGAAUUCAAACAUCACUGAGCACACAAUCUCGGAGACAAAGAAUUCGACGUCUAUUCAGCGAACUGUUACCGACCGGACGACGCUCAACGAUCAUUCGAAGAAAGGAGACGGAAAGUCUAAAGGAAAACCCAUGAAGCCUGCCGCUGCUGCCUUCUCGGCUCUCGUCGUCUUUGGCGCUUCGUACUGUGACAACGGACAUCCCCGGCCUGAUGUCUACAAAUUCACGCUUUCGGGCCCGCCUUAUGUUGGCGGUCGUCGCUCCAAUGGACCAGUCUUCGAUGAAUAUCUAGCCAGGAAGCUCAACGUGCCGAUGACCAAUUAUGCCUACAUUGGCGCACAUAUCAAUAACGACGCGACGGGCUACAAUGGCUCGCCGCCCGACUCAAAAAGUCAGAUAGCAUCAUAUCUGUCUGAUGUGCGCAGUGGCGCCUUCAAACCUGGCAGAGGUCGUGUAUUACAUGUCAUCUGGAACGGAAUCAACCCUAUUCUAUAUUCGAUCUGGUCAGACUGGCAGAAGGGAAGCUCGACCCUUGCAACGGCAGAAUUACGGGUCUCGCAAGCUGUCGCCGAUCUAGGAGUACAGAUCGUUGCGCUUCAAGCCGGUCAAGCCGAUAAGAGCAAAGCCGACUUCGUCAUCCUACCUCUGCCGCCUCUCGGCUCAGUACCCGCCUCGCGCUAUCUCGCCAAACCGAUUGGCGAUGCAACUCAGCUUGCAGUGCUCGCAGCACUCACGCGUCAGUUCAACAUUGCGCUCGACAAGCUCAUCGAGGAUGUCAAAGCGGCGGGCAUGGCUAUAGGACAGUCUAUCUAUACCUUUGAUGCCGAAGCAUACUUCAGCGAGGGCAUGAGUUCACCCGAUAAGCUUGGUCUGACCGAUGGCAACGAUGCUUGCUGGAACUCCACAACGGGUGGAAUAUGCAAGACGCCGUAA
Molecule: messenger RNA, 2103 nt
Organism: Mixia osmundae IAM 14324
Lineage: Eukaryota; Fungi; Basidiomycota; Mixiomycetes; Mixiales; Mixiaceae
Exons: 4
Coding region: 1-2103 (700 amino acids)
Molecular function (GO): hydrolase activity, acting on ester bonds
Source: RefSeq, a predicted model, not a curated record